ACCCGUAGCCACUGCUUCCUGAACAACAAAUUAUAAUCGAUUUUAUCAUUUCUGCAAUGUGUACAGCAUACAAAAUGUAGCUGGAUUUAUUAUAUCUAUAAGAUUUUGGUGAUGAAGAAAUAAGGUUAAACUCGGGUCUAUUUUAUUUAAAAUUCAACAGUAAAGAAUGGAUUAAUGAAUGCUUUGAUGUAAUUAGUUCAACUAUUAGUCGUUUUUUCGUAGUGUGUAGUAUGUGAUACUAGUCCACGAGGAAAUAGCGUCAAUGUGAUGGUACAACGACGGAAACACAGUCAUGGACAUCGUUCAUGCCAAGUCAUUGUACGAUAUCUCAAAAGCAUUCGACUCACAUUACAUCCCUUCAAAGUAUUCUCCGCGGUUUGAAAUACAUAAUUUCAAUCUGAAAUGCGUCACGGUACGCUGAUUUAGGUAGACCUCUGAGGUACUGACUGAUGGCUGAGCCAAGGGCUUGUUUGGACUUGUAACGAUGACCAGAUAAGAUUUUUUUCAGUUUUGGGAAAAGGAAACAAACAAACAAACAAAAAACAAAAAAAACAAAAAAAGUGGUCCGUGGGUUUAGUGCCCAAUCCGAGAGAGCUGCUGUUUUUGGGAUUCCUUUCCUUUGAUUCCUUAUCUCUGGGGGUUGUAUGGGCUGCCACCGGUGAUCUUGGCCUGAUGGGGAAACACUCCUCAUCCUUUUCCUAGGGGGGGGGGGGCUGCUUGUCUUCUCAAAGCGGAUCUUGACUUCCUGAACAUGAAGGGCCUCCACUCCCACAAACCCUAUCAACUUCUCCCUCACAGUAGGUGAUGUGAUACACUUGUGCACUGUCAUCUUUCUGGAGAGGCUUUCCAUUCCUCUUGGCUCUGAUUAAUCUGGUACCCUGAUGACCUCGCUUCUCUCGUGUGUAGCACCAAUCAGCGGGGAAUCAGUUUAGGGUCUGAUACGAUUGUAUCCUUCAUGGUUACAUCGUAGACUGCCUUAUUGACUGAAGGUUGCUAUAGCACCUGUCACUAAGGAAACUGCUUUAUUGACUGAAGGUUGCUAUAGCACCUGUCACUAAGGAGACUGCCUUAUUGACUGAAGGUUGCUAUAACACCUGUCACUAAGGAGACUGCCUUGUUGGCUGAAGGUUGCUAUAGCAUCUGUCACCAAGGAAACUGCCUUAUUGACUGAAGGUUGCUAUAGCACCUGUCACUAAGGAAACUGCCUUGUUGACUGAAGGUUGCUAUAGCACCUGUUACUAAGGACAUAUGUAACACUUCCAGUUCUUCAACGUCUGGUGCUGUUGGGGUGUAGCAGGUAGCAGUAGAUGUGCUCGUAACCUCCAUCUCUGUCUCGUAAUCUGGCUGGGGGACUGCCCCAGAGGUUGGGGAAUGCUAAACAACCCUCUUUUUCAUACUGUCACAUCCUCUCUGCCAGACUUCCUUCUUUCUUGUUAUCUUUUGUGCUUUCGACAGGCAAUCGAAAACAAGUAUUCUGGCAAGAGUUGCAGCCAUAUCCCCAAUCACUGCUUUUGACCAAUCUAGAAUAGCACUCGGGAUCCAUGUUGAACUAUACACCAUUUGACUCGAUUAUCAGAUCGCUCGGAUAUUUCGAAAGCUGGUGCUGAUGGGCAUUCUUAGCAUGGGUCCUUAGGUCCGACACUCUUUUGUAAGUCCUUUCUUCUGGACACCGGGGCAAAUGACACGCAUGGUCCUGUGGACGGGUAUCAUGAAAGGUGAAGGUAACGAACAGUGAUCAAUCUCAUAAUACAAAUAGAGAGUUGAGCAAACACGGACCUCUGGAUAUACCAGAGGUGGGAUCAGGUGUUUAAGAGGAGUAAGCAUCCCCUGUCGACCGGUCACGAGCCCUAUAUCUUGAUCAGGUAAACGGAGUCAUCCGUAGUCAAAAUCAGUGUGUCAAGAACGGCCUAACAAGAAUGGCCAGACAGCAUUUGACCCAAUGAUAGGUUGUUUUGGCAAACUAGAUUGUUAUAACGACCAUAUAAUUUGGGGAAGCUGAAAUAAUCCCGUUUACCAUAAAGUUGAGUUGUUAGUUUGCCGCUAUUAUUUAUCUAAGUAUGAAGCAGAAAUGGACGACUCUGCGGCGUCUUCAAGUUCACAGGGAUAUAUCGAAUUGACAUAAGAAUAAAACUCAGCAUUGUUAAUGGAUAAAACGUCGUCGAUAUAUCUAAAUGACGUAUUGAAGGUCACAGCAAGAGAUUUUUUCUUCUCACGAAGAAGUUUUUGAAGUUUUUUAAUUCUGCUUUAUAUGAAUACAGACAGUCCGAUGGAACCACUAACUGUGAGCAAUAGAAGUGGAGGUAAAUUUUAUGUUAAAUUGUAUUUUAUUAAAUCACCAAUCAGUACAACUAUAAAGUGCAACUCCCAUGAUGUUUCUAAUAUUUUUUUUCGUGUGCUUGCGCACAACCGGCAUAAAUGUCACUCCUUUAUGAAUAUGCACUAGAAAACUCUUAAUUUUCUCCUUACAUUUAGUAGACCAGUUUUAAUACCCGUAUAUAAUUUGUCGAAAUUGUCAAAUCGUAUUGUUUUUCAUAGUUUAUCAUACUAACAAAACUUGGUAUAGCUUUUAACAUCAAACAAAAUAUUGUUUAAUACGGCAAUUACCUUUAAAUCUGUGGAUGGAAACGGGCGAUAAAAUAAAAUAUUUCUGUUUUCCCUUCUGAGCCUCCCACCUUCAUGGUUCUAAAAUUAGAGAUGAUGUGUCAACACGGAACCAUGUUUUAUGGUUCGACCUCAUCAACUUCCUAUGGUUUUUCUUCUCGGAAUGGAUGAGAAUUCCGUGAUAAGAGAAUUUUGAACUGCAAACAGAUGAACAUCACAAACUAUGUUAUAAUUUUAAAUCUCAUACAUGUCUUCAAGAUUGCCUUAUCGUGUACACGUUGGAUGAAAAGAGAAGACUAUACAGGAAACUUUUUAACCUGCUGUUCUACCAGUUGUAACCCAGGUUUCUUUGUCAAGGUGUGUACUGUCAAUGGGACUGACGAUAAAUGUGUACCCUGUCCAGAGGGCACGUACAUGGAUGACGCAACAAGCUCAUCACUGCCUCAGCACUGCAUUCGUCGUGAAUGUCUGCCAAAUUCGGUUCCAGCUGAUUCUUUUCCUUUGAACGGAUGCCGAAAAAAAUGUCGUUGUGAUACCACUAACGGAUAUAUAGGGACAGAUCCCUGUGAUUGCCGAAAGACCACAAAGAAUGAAGAUGUUCUUAAUAGAGGUUCAUCGCAAAAACCCUACACCACUAGGAGUGCAGGGAGUACACCAGAAGUAAGCAGGAAUGUAUCCUUAGCCAACUCGACUACAUUGAAAAACGACAACGGGAUAUCUGAUAGUACUAUCCUGACUAUAUGUGCGGGGACAGCAGGCGCACUUCUUCUUAUUCUCUCAAUACUGGUCAUUGCAUUAUGCUGCAUCAAAAGACACCGUCAUCGAGAGUCUGAUUUUUCGCCUACAGAGAAUACAAAUACACAAAUAGCUCAACGACCUGUAGCUUUAGUGCGUCCUAAUUUCGCAACUGAAGUUCCAAAUGGCACACACUUACAGUCUUCUAAUGGACACCCACCAGUGAAUCUUGGUGCAGUAACGAACGAUGAAUCAAACACGCCACUCUUAGGUCAAAUUCAUCUAACUUCAGUCAAUGGACUAGCAAACGACUCUUAUGGUGAAUACCUACCACCCGCUCCAACCAUUGAUCCAAGCAGCUUAGAGGACCAGUUGGACAGCUAUCCUACCAUGGAUCCAAGCAGCUUAACAGAGGACAGCUAUCCUAGUGCUCCAUCAAAUGACCUCAGUGUUACACCUAGUCCUCAACUGCAGACAUGAUGACCCAUUUUCAAACGAAGACUCGGAAAAUGCAAUGACGUUUUAUCACAUCAAAUUCAUAUAUACAUCUAUUCGCAAAUCUUUAUGAAAGAGAUGUCUGAGGAAAAGACAGCAGGACCUAUUUUCUCAAUUUACGUCAGAACCUCAUCAACAAACUAGUUCUAAUUGUAACGGGGACCGUUACAGAUGUUCCCCAAACCUCCCCCAAUUAAAAAGUGAUGUACUUGUGAAUCUAUAGCAAAAAAUCAUUUUAUUUUAGCCUUUAAUUACAUGUAGUAAGUUCAAUAUGGUCAUUUCAGUACCAAGAAAUGAAAGAAAGCGUUGCACGUGCAUACACGCGCACGCGUGUAUGAUUCCGAUUUUUUGUUGAUGUCGUUCAACAGGCAUUUGUAUCAUAUACCCACAGUAUGAAUUUCAUAACGUUUCCAUCAAAUAUAAGGAAGUUAUAGCGAUUUUAAAAUCGUCCAAUCAGAAAUCAGCACACGUGCAUGCACGUGCUGAGCAGUAAUUCUAACCACAGCAAUUUGUAAGGAGUACCAAGAUACAUCUAAACCCCUAAUAUGAAUAGAAUUUGAUGAAAAACAAAAACGUUAUCGUCCUUUAAAAAUUGAACAUUUAAAAAACGUUACACGCGCAUGCGCGUGUGCGUUGGCAUUUUUUGUUACACCAACAUAUAGAUACACAUAUUGUCUACAUAUGCUGUGAAUAUCAUCUCAUUCGCUUCAUAAAUAAGAUAGUUACAAACGUUUUAGCAUUAUCCAAUCAAAAUGAAGCGCACGUGCAUGCGCGUGCAAAUUGGUAAUUUUGACCAUGUAAAUCAGUUAAGGGUCUCAAUAUCUACCUAUGAUAUGAAUUUCAAGCCAUUUCAAUGAACAACAAAAAAGUUAGACUGAUUCCAAAGUUAGCGUACAAAUUUUGUAAUGCGCGUGCACGCGCAUGCGUGCGCGUUCUGGCAAAAUAACUAUUAUUUUUCAUAUGUACAAAUGAUAUACUAUCAUCCUAUUUAGGUUUUAUAUCGCUUCCUUCAAUAUUCUGAUUUUCCAUUUUUUGUACCAAAAUUGCAAUGCACGUGCGCGCGCGUGCAUGCAUGUGCAAACAAAAUGACUAUCACUAUGCACAUCUACAAACGCUAUACUAUCAUCCUGGAAAGUUUCAUAUCGAUCCCUUUUGUAGUUUCUGCGAACACUACCGGACAAAAAAGUACCGGAGAAAAAGAAGAAUAAUAAUAAUAAUAAUAAUAAUAAUAAGAAACAGAGUAAAAACAAUAUGUUCCCAAACUUUGUUUGGGGAACAUAAUAAGUUGUUAUGACCCGUUAGAGUCACACGUGCCUCUUCCACGUAAAACAAAAUAUGGGAAGGCAAAUUUAUAGAUCUAUCGCUAUGUACAAUGUUCUAAUGAUGUGACAACAACCGACUUAACGGGUAUUCAGCUAGUUCAACAAAUGGAGUGCAGUCUACACCGCUUAUUCCCGAUAUCACAGUAAUUUUCUCAUUUAUGCUACCUAGGUUGUACCGGCAUGCCCCCUCCGUAGGAAAGAAAAUCAUUUACAAACGAAUAAAGGUUCACAAAGUCAUCAAAAAGUUCAUUGUUGAAGGCAAUAAUUGAUGUUGCAUCAACCGUGAUCCAACCAUAAAAUUUACAGAAAUCAACCCCCUGAAGGCACUGGCACCUUUGUCCAAAACAGGCCUCCAAAUCUACCUUAUAAUCUACAGUUAGCACUGCAAAUGUUUUUUAAACACAAGUACGAACGCGUACUGGUAUAUCCUUCUCGGUUUGUUUAGCUCUAUUUUUAGGGGGGGGGGGGCACAAAGGUAUCUGUGUCCCGUGGCGGGGACUCUAGGAUACUUUAGUGCACAUGUUGGGACGAAAUGGCCCUAAAACCCAAUUGUCUCCUCCGCCCUGUCUACAAGCAGAGGUGUGUGUGAUAUGUAAUAACAGUGUAUAUAUAGUACACAUGUUGGCUUAGAUAACCUGUUGGGGUUGAUAAUCAGUGGUCCAUGUGGCUGUGUCUGCCUCCACCGCGUACAAGCGGGUCAAGACCACAAGCUGGUAAAGCAAAUCAUGUACAUGUAGGGUAAAGUAAAACCGGGGACAGGGAGGACAGUCCCGCAUUCACUGGUCCAGAACGUGGGUCCUGUUCGGAUCGGACACUUGUGUUUUCACUCGGCCCCCUGUGUCCUGCUACACUUACAGGUAUCCCAAUCUCCCCACCAAAAAUUGCGGCCUUUAACUUCCAAUCAUUAUUGUCCAUCAAAGGUGUUAUAUUUGUAAUUUUCAUAUUCAGCCACAAUAAAUAUGGAACUCAACAAAA
This is a messenger RNA of Ostrea edulis (European flat oyster), 6128 nucleotides long. RefSeq lists its product as uncharacterized. The transcript is spliced from 11 exons. NCBI's taxonomy places the organism in Eukaryota, Metazoa, Mollusca, Bivalvia, Ostreida, Ostreidae. Bases 2809 to 3816 code for a protein of 335 amino acids. The record is from RefSeq and is a predicted model, not a curated record.